This is a messenger RNA of Mycotypha africana, 4482 nucleotides long. RefSeq names its product ABC-2 type transporter-domain-containing protein. Gene Ontology annotation, biological process: transmembrane transport. NCBI's taxonomy places the organism in Eukaryota, Fungi, Mucoromycota, Mucoromycetes, Mucorales, Mycotyphaceae. The record is from RefSeq and is a predicted model, not a curated record. The transcript is spliced from 2 exons. Bases 1 to 4482 code for a protein of 1493 amino acids. Gene Ontology annotation, cellular component: membrane. Gene Ontology annotation, molecular function: ATP binding; ABC-type transporter activity; ATP hydrolysis activity.
AUGGAGAUGCAUUCUCUAGAACAUGUGCCGCAAAUCAGGCAUAACCGGGAUGAAGAAUAUCAUAAUGAGCACUACGGUGAAUCACUCUCGGACCAGAUUACGCCUGAUCAGAAUUAUGUCAAUAACAACAGCGACGAACAGUAUUACGAUAACAACAAUAGCAUACCAAAUCACAAUUCAACAGAUGCGUCGAGUUAUAGCGGUGACUAUUACAAACGACCUUAUCCAAAUCGACGCCAAUCAACUGAUCACGGUGCAUUUGGUGAACGCAGCGGUAAUGCUGUCAAUAUUGAAGACGCUAUGUCCAAUUAUGAGGACCUACGAAGAGAACUCACUGAACAAUCUCGUCGGAGUCGCCAUCAAUCGACCACGCCGGAUCAAGCCGAGAGAGGUGACGCAAAAGAGUUUGACUUGACAGAUUUUUUACGUGAACAGCACGAAGUAGGGCAGGCGCAAGGUUUCAACCCUCGAGAAUUAGGUGUUGUUUGGAAAAAUCUAGUCGUGCAAGGUUUGGGUGCGGAUGCCAAAAGUAUUCCCACAAAUUAUACGUGGUUACGUGAUAUUUUCAAGGUUUGGAAAUGGGGCAAGCAUGAGGGUCAUGACUUUACAAUUUUGAAGGGUAAUGAUGGAUUUUGCAAGCCUGGCGAAAUGCUUUUGGUAUUGGGUCGUCCAGGAAGUGGCUGCACAACUCUCUUACGUGUGCUAGCGAAUAUGCGUGCCUCCUAUACUCAAAUAGAUGGUACUGUACAUUAUGGCGGUAUUGAAGCUCGUGAAUUUGCAAAACACUACCGUGGUGAAGUCUGUUAUAAUGAAGAAGAAGACUUACAUUACCCUACAUUGACGACAAAACAGACGUUGAAGUUUGCUCUAAAGAAUAAGACACCAGGCAAGCGAUUGGAAGGUGAAUCAAAGGGAGAAUUCAUCAACAAGAUUCUUUAUAUGCUAGGUAAUAUGCUAGGAUUAACGAAACAGAUGAAUACAAUGGUUGGUAAUGCUUUUGUUCGCGGCUUAUCUGGUGGUGAACGUAAACGUUUGUCUAUUGCCGAACAAAUGACAACCAGAAGCUCUAUAAAUUGCUGGGAUUGCUCUACUCGUGGUUUAGAUGCUUCAUCAGCUCUUGAUUAUGUGCGUUCACUCCGUAUCAUGACAGAUAUUUUGCAAAAGACAACUAUUGCUACCUUAUAUCAGGCUUCCGAUAGUAUUUUUCAACUGUUUGAUAAAGUCAUGGUACUUGACGAAGGCCGCUGUAUCUAUUUUGGUCCUACCUCAGGUGCCAAGCAAUACUUUGAAGACAUGGGAUUCAAGUGCCCUGACCGAAAGUCUACCCCAGACUUUUUAACUGGUCUCUGUAAUAUGAACGAACGCCAAUACCGUGAAGGAUUCAAAGAUAAGGUGCCUGUCAAUGCCGUGCAAUUUGAAAAGGUAUAUCAAGAUUCUGAUCUCUUCAAAACUAUGAUGGCUGACCGUGAUGCGUAUGAAGAACACAUCAAUAGAGAUCGCCCUGAUGAAAAGUUUCGACAAGCCUUCAUUGAAGCUCAUCAAAAGCAUGCUCCUAAAAGAUCACCGUUUGUUGCUACCUAUUAUCAGCAAGUCAAGGCUCUUACAGUACGUCAGUUUGAGCUUAUUUUUGGUGAUAAAGGCUCACUUGUAUCUCGUUACGGUGGUGUUAUCGUAAAGGGCCUUAUCAUGGCGUCUGUUUUCUAUAAAAUGCCGAGGGAUGUUGCUGGCGCUUUCUCACGUGGUGGUGCUUUCUUGUUCUCUUUACUUUUUAACGCCUUAAUUGCUCAGUCAGAACUUUCAGCCUUUAUGCAAGGGCGCCGUGUUUUGGAGAAGCAUAAGCACUUUGCUUUAUACCAUCCCUCUGCUUUCUAUAUUGCUCAAGUCAUUUCUGAUGUACCUUUGGCCAUUAUUCAAGUGCUUGUAUUUGAAAUAUGUGUCUACUUUAUGAUGGGUCUUGUAAUGGAUGCUGGAAAGUUUUUCACUUUCUUUAUUAUUUUGGUUGUCACCAAUCUUUGUAUGAAUGGUUUCUUCCGUUUCUUCGGUUCGGUAUCUCCAAAUUUCUUUACUGCUUCACAAGUCUCAUCUGUCUUUUUGAUCGCUGCCCUUGUUUACUGUGGUUAUCAAAUCCCUUAUAAUCAGAUGCACCCGUGGCUCAUGUGGAUCUACUGGAUAAACCCUCUUGCCUACGGCUAUAAAGCAUUGAUUUCAAACGAGCUUACCGGUAUGCAUUUUACUUGUGAAGGUGCCGGCUCUAUUCCUUACGGCCCAUCAUAUACAGAUCAAGCAUACAAAACCUGCAAUUUGCCUGGUGCCAAACCAGGCGCUGACUUUGUUCUCGGUGAUGACUACUUAGACGCAGCCUACGGUUAUGAGACUUGGCAGCGUUGGAUUAACUUUGUCGCAGUCAUUUUAUUCUUUCUCCUUUUCACUAUCUUAACGGCCAUAUGUAUGGAGUACGUUGAUUUGCAAAAAGAAGGGUCCAUUACCAAAGUGUUUAAAGAAGGAAAAGCUCCAAAAGAAAUUGAUGAGGCUCAAGCUAUGGAAGAAACAGCACAAGAAGACACUGAUAAGAUGGAAGCAGUAGCAGAGGGUACUACUUUCUCUUGGCAUCAUAUUGAUUACACUGUACCUGUCAAAGGUGGUAAGCUGAAGUUGUUAAAUGAUGUGGCUGGUAUUGUGAAGCCUGGUCAUCUCACUGCUCUCAUGGGGUCUUCUGGUGCCGGUAAAACUACUCUAUUGGAUGUCCUGGCUAAACGUAAAACAAUUGGUAAGGUGGAAGGCCGUGUCUAUUUGAAUGGUGAGCCUUUAGGCUCUAAUUUUGAGCGUACCACUGGUUAUUGUGAACAAAUGGAUGUACAUAAUCCUGCUGCUACUGUCCGUGAAGCCUUGAAGUUUUCUGCUUAUUUACGUCAACCUGCUGAUGUACCCAAAGAAGAAAAGGACGAGUAUGUGGAGCAAAUCAUUCGUUUAAUGGAAAUGGAGCGCAUUGCUGAUGCCUUGGUAGGUGACCUUGAAGCCGGCAUUGGUAUUUCUGUAGAAGAACGUAAACGUUUGACCAUUGCUACUGAACUCGUUGGCAAGCCCAAGCUUUUAUUCCUUGAUGAGCCUACUUCAGGUUUGGAUGCUCAGAGUUCCUUUAAUAUUGUUCGAUUCAUCCGUAAAUUGGCUGAUGCUGGUUGGCCAGUACUCUGUACCAUUCAUCAACCUUCUGCUACACUUUUCGAACAUUUUGAUCACUUGGUUUUAUUAGUACGUGGUGGUAAAACUGCCUACUUUGGUGAAAUCGGUGAGAAUGCUAGUAUCAUGAUUGACUACUUUGAACGUAAUGGUGGUCCUAAAUGCUCGCCAAAUGCAAACCCGGCUGAAUACAUUCUAGAAUGCGUGGGUGCUGGCACGGCUGGUAAAGCUAGUAAAGACUGGUCAGAAGUUUGGAGGUCAUCGCCUGAAGCAGAAGCUCUUGAACAAGAAUUGGAGCAAAUCCAUCAAGGCAUUGAUCCUAAUUACAAAAAUAAGAGUACUACUUAUUCUCUUUCUUUCUGGCAGCAAUUUUGGCUUGUUUACAAACGUAUGAAUGUAUCGUGGUGGCGCGUACCUACCUACAACAUGGGUCGUCUUUUUAAUGUCUGCUUUAUUGGUCUUAUUUCAGGUUUCUCUUUCUGGAAAUUAGGCAAUACACCAGCCGAUAUGCAGGAUCGUAUGUUCUCUGUGUUUACUACUCUGUUGAUGUCGAACUCGUUGAUCAUUUUGGCACAGCCUCGAUUUAUGCAAGAACGUCAAUGGUUCCGUCGCGAAUAUGCUUCUCGCUACUACGGUUGGGCUCCAUUUGCUUUGUCUUGCGUUCUGGUAGAGAUACCCUAUUUGAUUGUCUUCUCAGCUAUCUUCUUAUUCUGCUUUUACUGGACUGCAGGUCUUCAAACUGCCUCGGAUCGUAUCGGGUUCUUCUAUAUUCAUUUCACGAUGUUCCUGUUCUAUUCUGUAUCUCUCGGUUUCGUGAUUGCUGCAUUCUCAAGCACGCCACCUAUGGCUGCUGUCAUUAAUCCCUUCUUUACUUCAAUCUUGAUCUUGUUUGCCGGUAUUGUGCAACCUCCUUCUUCCAUGCCCCGUUUCUGGAGUUCGUGGAUGUAUUGGCUAGACCCUUAUCACUAUUUGAUAGAAGGUUUAGUGGUAAAUGUUAUGGAUGGUGUGAAAGUUGUCUGUAGUGAUAGCGAUUAUAUACCAUUCAGACCACCCCCCGGUCAAACAUGCGGUGACUACAUGCAACAGUUCUUUGCCCAAGGCGGUAGUGGCUAUAUUGGCGAUAACAGCUCAACUGAUAUGUGUCAAUAUUGUCCUUACGCAAUUGGUAAUCAAUAUUAUGAAGAGCGUAUCGGAUGGAGAUUUUCCAAUCGUUGGCGUGAUUUCGGCAUUUUGUGCGCCUACUACGUGUUUAACGUGUUGGCAUUUAUGUUCUUUGUCUUCUUGUUUAGAAAACCAAAGCGAUAA